AAAAAAUGAAACAGAGUAAUGCUAAACCUUGAUACCUAUUUGUACCUGUUUUCAAAUCUUAUCGCUCUGUAUUUUGCGAUAAUAGGUUCUUGUGUACAUGUGCUUUAAUUGAUAAGCGCUUUGGACUCUCCAUUAAAUAUGAAUUGCCUGCUGAUAUUGUUUAAACUUGAAAAGAGUUAGUAUUGUUAACCAUUCAGUGGUGGUAAAGCGCUAACGAUCAGCCGACCGACACGACGACGCGACGGAGAAAAAAACCUCUUUCAACUCGCUUUUAUCUACAUCUGUUAGGAACUUGAAAAUAUAUGUUUGGGGUUUUAUUUACGUUCGUGUGUAACAUAUUUAUGUAUAUUAUAUUAAUAUAUAUUUUCUGUUUUUAAUCGUGCAAAAUAUUAAAUUUAUUUUUUAAUGAAUCAACGGUAGAGCAGUGACGUAGUCCGAACAAUCGGACUAAACCAACAUCGUGUGAAGUGUAAUCGGUUGUCAAAAAUGUAUUAAUGGCUAAGAAUUGUGUGUUGGAAAUUUGUUAAUAAAAAGAAAUUAUAAAUAGUCAGAAUAGUGCCAUUUUAAUCACAAUGAGUGAUAAUUCUAUGCUGGAAGUUCGACGCCAUCGUCGGAGUAUUUCUCAAUUAAUGGCUAGCAUGGAAUACUCAAGGAACAUCGACACCGGAACGUCGAACCCAGCAAUGGUAAAUGACGAUGGAACUGUAGAUCAGCUGCGGGCUAAUAGUAUUGACCCGCAAGAAGACAACGUCGAAGAUAAAGACGAUGAUGAUGAUGAUGAAACUAAAAGCUCAGGUUGUCUUCCUGAGUUUCAAUUCUCUAUGAUUGACUCAGAAUAUGAUGAAACGCUGGCAUUUCCUGAUUCUGUAACCAUUCUGUCAAAUGUCGGCGACAAACCAGUUCUAGUUGAACGCAAGGAAAUGGACGACGAAGAAGCGGAUGGGCCAGAAAUUAUUUCUGAAAUUCCAUUUUUAUCUCUGUAUGGCCAAAGCAUUAAAUUCAAUUCAUUUCAAAGAAAAAUAUUCAUACCUGGUGUUGAAGUUAAAGUACAGAUUGUCGACACUGAACGAAGUGUUACAACACACUUUUUGAGUCCAAAUUUAUACACCAUUGAGCUCACACACGGUCCGUUUACAUGGACAAUUAAAAAACGCUACAAACACUUUAAUAGUCUUCAUCAGCAGCUUAUGGUAUUUCGGGCUUCACUCAAUAUUCCAUUUCCCAUAAGAAGCCAUAAAGAGAAAAGGGCAACAAUGCGAACUGUAGCAAUACAAAUGGAUGAGCAAUCAAGCCAAAAUACGGAAAGCAAAAGUACAGACGAAGCAAUAAGUGGAGCGACCAAUCAGGAAAUUGUACCAACAACAACAGUUGUAAAAAAAAAUAAGAAAAAACGUAAGCUGCCCCGAUUUCCAAAUCGUCCAGAAUCUUUGGUUACCGCUGAGUCUAUGGAAACCAGAAAACAACAACUAGAAGAAUAUUUAUCAAACUUACUCAACAUAAGUCUAUAUAGAUGCCACCAUGAAACACUCAAUUUUGUGGAAGUUUCAAAUGUUUCAUUUGUUUCUGGACUGGGAAUCAAGGGAAAGGAGGGAGAAAUUCUAAAGCGAACAGGUUCAACCCGUCCAGGUCAGGCGGGUUGCGAUUGUUUUGGUUGUUUCCAGCACAAAUGCUGUAUACGAUGCAAUUAUUUUUGUUCCGAUGUUCUUUGCGGCAAGUGGCGAAAACGAUGGUUCUUCGUCAAAGAAACAUAUUUUGGUUAUCUUCGACCAAGUGAUGGUGAAAUCAGAGCUGUGAUAUUAUUUGAUCAAGGAUUUGAUGUGUCAACUGGCAUUUAUCAAACAGGCAUGCGUAGAGGUCUACAAAUUUUAACAAACAAUCGACACAUUGUUUUAAAAUGCUGGACGAGAAGAAAAACGAAAGACUGGUUAACAUUUCUAAAACAAACUGCCAAUCAAUAUGCGAGAGAUUUUACCUGUCCUAAUCCUCAUUUUUCUUAUGCACCUGUUCGAAAUUCGACACAAGCUAGUUGGUUUGUAGAUGGUUCGAGUUACAUGAGUGCUGUGGCAGACGCCUUGGAAGGAGCAACCACAGAAAUUUAUAUAGCUGAUUGGUGGCUGAGUCCUGAAAUUUAUAUGAAGCGUCCAGCAAUUGAUGGUGAUUAUUGGAGAUUAGAUAAAAUAUUACACAGAAAAGCGACUGAAGGCGUCAAAGUGUUUGUGUUACUUUAUAAGGAAGUGGAAAUGGCACUAGGUAUCAACAGCUUUUACAGUAAACAGAGGCUUAAUUCGCAUGAAAACAUAAAGGUUAUGCGUCAUCCAGAUCAUGCUCGUGUGGGCGUCUUUUUAUGGGCACAUCAUGAGAAAAUAGUUGUUGUGGAUCAAACUUAUGCUUUCCUAGGUGGCAUAGAUCUCUGUUAUGGUCGCUGGGAUGAUUUUCGACACCGAUUAACUGAUUUGGGUAGCAUUUCCAAAUCAAGUGUUUCCGGAAGCCUUCCGAAAAAGUCAUUUUUCAACGACGAUGACUCAGCUUUUGGAUCCAGGAAAUCAUCUCGCAAUGUCAACAUCGAUAUGCAGGAACAUGAAAAAGAUAUUGUCCUACGAGUUUUAUCUCCAACUCCCAGUGAUAAAGUAGUAGUCAAAGAGUAUGCAAUGGCGGGUGAACCCUUGGAAGAAACUUUAAAACUGAACACCCCAGAACUUGAACGAAAAAAUGUGUUGGGGAAAUUUAAAGAAAGUGCUGUUAAAAAAGGGAAGGAAUUUGUGAACCGUCUGACUCUUACCGAUGGAGUUCAAAAGGAUUUAUCAGAGGGAGAGAAAGUUCCCGACUCAAAAGAUUUGACAUUUUCCGCUGCCGAGUUGGAUGAAGGAGAAAAAGGUAAUUUUGAAGACUAUACACCGUUUCAGACACAAAUUCUUGGACAGUAUUAUGGCAAUGCAAAGUUCUGGUUUGGCAAGGACUAUGCAAAUUUUAUUAUGAAAGAUUUUGUUAACCUGGAUGCACCGUUUGUGGAUUUGGUUGAUCGAACUACAACCCCAAGGAUGCCAUGGCAUGACGUAGGUAUAAUGGUUACCGAAAGUUCUGCUAGAGAUGUGGCAAGACAUUUUAUUCAGCGAUGGAAUGCUCAGAAAUUAGAGAAAGUUCGUGAGAAUAAUACAUUCCCAUACCUGAUACCAAUGUCUUACUCAUCCUUUAAAGUAAACCCAAGUAUUAUUAAGUCUAAACCUAACACAGUUACCUGCCAGCUUUUAAGAAGUGUGUCUUCAUGGAGUUGUGGAUUUAUCGAGCCUGAUCUUGUCGAACAGAGCAUUCAUGACGCCUACAUUCAAACUAUUACAAAAGCGCAACACUAUAUUUACAUAGAGAAUCAGUUUUUCAUAUCAUUACAACUUGGGGUUAGUGGAGCCUCUAAUAACAAUAUUCGAAACCAGAUCAGUGAAACAUUAUUUAAAAGAAUAGUUCGAGCUCAUAAGGAGCAGAAAACCUUUCGAGUAAUUGUUGUUAUACCUUUAUUGCCCGGUUUCGAAGGUGAUGUUGGAGGCAGCACAGGGAUUGCUGUUAGAGCCUUAACUCACUGGAAUUAUGCUUCCAUUUCAAGGGGAAGAGCUUCAAUUCUGACUCGACUAAAGGAAGUCGGAGUUGAUAAUCCCCAUGAGUACAUAUCGUUCCACAGCCUUCGAACGCACUCUGAACUUAAUAACAUUCCUAUUACUGAACUCAUUUAUGUACAUUCUAAACUGUUAAUAGCAGAUGAUCGUGUAGUGAUUUGUGGAUCAGCUAAUAUCAACGAUAGGUCAAUGAUUGGCAAAAGAGAUUCUGAAAUUGCAGCUAUAAUCACCGACAACGAGUUUGAAGAUGGUCGGAUGAAUGGGGAACAACUACCCAGUGGUAUUUUUGCAGGACGUUUAAGAAAAUAUCUUUUCAAAGAACACUUAGGAUUAUUAGAGCCUGAUCCUAAUGGUCCUCGUAUUGAUGUAACCGAUCCCGUUAUAGAUCAAUUCUAUAAUGGCAUAUGGAGAAGAACUUCCAAACGAAACACGGAUACAUACGAUGAAGUUUUCAAAUGUGUGCCAAAUAAUUUAGUGAAAUCGUUUUCAAGUUUUAGAAAAUACAAUGAACAACCACCUAUGUCCAAAACAGACCCAGAAAUGGCAGCUAAUAUGGUCAAAAAUAUUCAGGGUUUUCUGGUUGAUCUUCCAACUGAUUUUCUAUCUCAAGAAGUUCUCACUCCUCCAAAUGCAAGCAAGGAAGGAAUAGUACCAACUGCGGUAUGGACGUAGACCAAAAAACGGGUUGAGAGAAUGGUUGUUUUUUUUUUUUUAGAAAAACUGUGUUUUGCUUUAGGGUGUGUUUGUACUAAGAUUACAUUUUUUAUUCCAGUAUAAGAUUGUAUGCAAUAACGUUCUUAAUAUAUUGUAUUCGUUUUUUUCUCUCGGUGAUAUUUAUGUUUUGUAAGAUAUAAUUUUUGUUAGUAAAAAGAUGUUGGGAUGUUUUAAGUUUAA
This is a messenger RNA of Eupeodes corollae, 4499 nucleotides long. It is a transcript of the gene Pld, whose product is annotated as phospholipase D2. The record is from RefSeq and is a predicted model, not a curated record. Bases 573 to 4277 code for a protein of 1234 amino acids. NCBI's taxonomy places the organism in Eukaryota, Metazoa, Arthropoda, Insecta, Diptera, Syrphidae. The transcript is spliced from 14 exons. Gene Ontology annotation, molecular function: D-type glycerophospholipase activity; phosphatidylinositol binding. Gene Ontology annotation, biological process: cell motility; phosphatidic acid biosynthetic process; intracellular signal transduction.